AUGUCUGCCACUAUCGCCAGCCUGCGCGAGAGCCUCUGCUCCGAGACGACCCCACUGCCCAUCCGGUUCCGCGCCCUCUUCUCGCUCAAGCACCUUGCCGUGCAGAACAAGGGCACGGACGAGUCGCUUUCGGCCAUCGAGGCCAUCGCCGCCGCCUUUUCUUCCCCCUCGGCCCUCCUCAAGCACGAGCUGGCCUACUGCCUCGGACAGACUGGCAACGAUGCGGCCAUCCCCCACCUCACGCAGGUGCUCGAGGACCUGCAGGAGGACGCCAUGUGCAGACACGAGGCCGCCGAGGCGCUGGGCGCGCUGGGCAACGCCGAGAGCUUGAGCGUGCUCCAGAAGUACCUCAACCGCGAGGGAGAGGACGUUUCCGUCAAGGAGACGUGCGAGAUCGCUAUUGACAGGAUAGAGUGGGAGAACUCGGAGCAGAGGAGGCAGGAGAAGCUGCGCCAAAGUGACUUUGCCUCCGUUGAUCCCGCCCCUCCCAUGCCCGAAGACGACGAGAAGCAAACGGUCGAGACGCUCGAGAAGAAACUACUAGACACAUCGCUCCCCCUCUUCAAGAGAUACCGCGCCAUGUUCGCCCUCCGCGACCUGGCCUCUCCUCCCGACCUGCCCACUGCCGUUCCCGCCGUCCUGGCCCUUGCCAAGGGUCUCAAGGAUAAGUCCGCCCUGUUCCGCCACGAGAUCGCCUUUGUGUUCGGACAGCUUUCGCAUCCCGCUUCCAUCCCUGCCCUGACCGAGGCCCUCGGCAACCUCGACGAGGUCAGCAUGGUCCGCCACGAGGCGGCCGAGGCUCUUGGCAGUCUUGGUGAUGAGGAGGGUGUCGAGGAGACGUUGCUGAAGUUCCUCCACGACAAGGAGAAGGUCGUUCGCGAGAGUGUUAUUGUUGCGCUGGAUAUGGCCGAGUUUGAGCAGAGCGGCCAGGCUGAGUACGCGUUGAUACCCGAGGUUGCUAGCAAGGCGUCGUAAAGAUGGAGUUUCUCUUGUUGUUUCGUUGGUUGCUUGUUUCUUUUCGGGGCGAAUCAUGGAUGGAUGGGUAUUUCAAAAAGUUUCUGUUUCUCUCUCAGGAUAAUACCAAUGCGACUGGUCGUCGGUCCUGACAAAAAGAAGGGGUAUCGUUGUUGUAGUUGUAACAAGGCAAAGC
Messenger RNA from Neurospora tetraspora, 1150 nucleotides. Its product is annotated as Deoxyhypusine hydroxylase. NCBI's taxonomy places the organism in Eukaryota, Fungi, Ascomycota, Sordariomycetes, Sordariales, Sordariaceae. The coding region runs from base 1 to 975 and encodes 324 amino acids. The transcript is spliced from 2 exons. Gene Ontology annotation, biological process: peptidyl-hypusine biosynthetic process. The record is from RefSeq and is a predicted model, not a curated record. Gene Ontology annotation, molecular function: deoxyhypusine monooxygenase activity.